GUGAAACUAAAUGCUGCAAUUUCAUUGGACAAAACUGUUGGAAAAGGUCACAGUAGGCAGUGUUGGUGCCUGUGUUUUAAACGCCUAGUCAGUGCGAUAUUUGUAGUAGCUUGUAUUUGUUGCGGCAACAAUGUCUACGGUUCACGUUUUCCACAUGGAGAUGACUUGUGAAGGCUGUGCAGGGGCAGCGAAACGUGUUCUUGGCAAACUUGAAGGUGUAAGUGACAUUUUAACUGACGUUGAGACUAAGAAAGUCACUGUGAAAUCAUCGUUACCGGCUGAUGCCAUCUUGGAAGCUCUGAAGAAAACAGGAAAAGAAUGCAAAUACAUCGGUGUUCAACAGUGA
Molecule: messenger RNA, 346 nt
Organism: Gigantopelta aegis
Lineage: Eukaryota; Metazoa; Mollusca; Gastropoda; Neomphalida; Peltospiridae
Product: copper transport protein ATX1-like
Exons: 3
Coding region: 131-346 (71 amino acids)
Biological process (GO): copper ion transport
Cellular component (GO): cytosol
Molecular function (GO): copper chaperone activity; metal ion binding
Source: RefSeq, a predicted model, not a curated record